Scleropages formosus (Asian bonytongue) is the source of this 2274-nucleotide messenger RNA. It is a transcript of the gene il13ra1, whose product is annotated as interleukin 13 receptor, alpha 1. Gene Ontology annotation, molecular function: cytokine receptor activity; protein binding. The transcript is spliced from 10 exons. NCBI's taxonomy places the organism in Eukaryota, Metazoa, Chordata, Actinopteri, Osteoglossiformes, Osteoglossidae. Bases 194 to 1375 code for a protein of 393 amino acids. The record is from RefSeq and is a predicted model, not a curated record. Gene Ontology annotation, biological process: cytokine-mediated signaling pathway. Gene Ontology annotation, cellular component: external side of plasma membrane.
CACAAGGCACGUGAACACGCCCCGCGCGUCCCGCCUUCUCCUCAGUCGAAUGUGGGAGCUGUCGGGAACACACGGAAUACGGAGGUAACGCGUAGGCAGCAUUUUGUCCCUCUUUCGAGGUGUCCUUCCGUUCGCUGCCGGCCAGACACGGCCACGGAGCUGCUCCUCGGUGACCGCAAGAGAGACCCUCCAGAUGGCGCCGCACUUCCCCCAACUUUUUCUGAUACUUUUCUUAAACUGUGGAACUGCUUUCGCUUCGGACGCAUUCGGAUCAGGUGUGCUUCCUCCACCUCGCAAUGUCUCGCUGAAAAGGGAAAACUACUUCUGCUUGCGACUCUCGUGGACACCACCGGAAGGACUGGAAAACCUCAUGUGUCCAGUGAGCUACACAGUGAAGGAAAAAUCACUACAGGAAGCGGUAUACACAAGGCUUAAUACCUUUUAUAACAAUUGUCUGGGCAUGGAGUCCGGUGUGACAUACACCGUGCAAACCAAGUGUGGAAAUAAGACCGAGAGCGAAGCGAUAGUCCGCAACAUCUCCGCUCCCUCAGCGAAGCUGGUAGAAAACUUCCAGUGCUUUUAUUACAUGUCAGAGGCCAUGAACUGUACGUGGGAACCAAAGGGCACAAGCCUUGAGCUCUUAUACUGGUACGAAGGCCUGCCUGCCCUUAAGCUGUGUACCACAUUCCUGUACCACGGGGAUAUGAAAAUAGGCUGUCACUUAAGUGGAGCAUUUCUCAACCACAGAACUUACACAAGAAAAGUGUUCUUCCUCUUCAGAGGAAAACAUGGCACUUCCACCCUGAACAACUCCUUUGAGAAGUUGAUACAGGAAUCUGUAAAGCCCCCACCCCCACAAAUUAGACUCCAUGAAAACGGGAGCACGCUUUUGGCAAGCUGGGACCCUCCUAAUAUGUUCGACCGCGAAUGUUGGGAUUACGAACUCCGGUACAGGAAAAGUGAUUCUGAGAAGUGGUAUGAGCAUAUUGUUCACAAACAGUCACAGCACUCCUUACUGUUUGAUCGACGCUUUGAGUAUAGGGUGCAAAUCAAGUCAGAGACAGUACGAUGUGGGACUGGUGGCAGCGACUGGAGUCUGGAGGCACACUACGGUCAACAUCAGCCACCAGAUUGGUCUCAGCACGUGGCUUUCAUCGCUAUUCCAAUCCUAGUCACUUUGGUUGUCGUCUUGUCCCUCGUGUUCUUCAAGAGAUUCCGGAAGCUGAUCCUUCCUGAGAUCCCUAACCCUAGGGAUCUGCUGAAGGACUGGUUGAACGACAGUGAAGAAAAGAUGCUGCCGGAACUCCUUGUUCCACAGGAGGAUGUAUGUGCAAAGGUAAAUGUGGUCGAGAAGAGCCAGCCGUUGACCCCAUGAGCACAGGAAUUCCAGGACCAAAGGAGUUGUGUCCACAGCUUUGACUGUGGCAGUGCAUCACCCCAACAUCCCCCACAGAUGGCUAAGCAGCCUGAGUGAUGUCACUCCCUGUGCGGUUUUCUUGCAAAAGACAAGCCUUUGGAGUGAAAAUCCCUGUUCUGUGUUCUACUGUGGACAAACCCCCCGAAUCUUGUCCAAUCCCCCGCAGGGUACCCGUGGAAUGGAGAUGGAUGCUGCAUAGUUUGUGUGUGUGUCUUACAUUGUGUAGUGAGAUGGAAAAAGGAGCGUGAGAAACCAUCCCCCACUUCUCCAGCAUGCUGUGGAAGCAGAGGCAUGUGACAGGAAGUGCUUGUUGAUAAGUACUAGAGAACUGGGAUGUUCUCCUACAUGCCAGUAGAAUUGCUGGAGGUUGAAUGGCAAUGGCCCUCAGAACACUCCCACCCACAGUUACCCAAACAAGAUCUGUAAGUUUACACAGCUAAAGAGAUUGAGAAGAGGCACUGCUCUUCCUGGUGUAGUUGGACUUGUAUACAAGGCACAAUAACCUCAACCUCAAAACAUCUACUGGCCUACUGCAUUGAGUUCCACCUCUUGAGAAGAGACAAAGAUUAAUAGCUAUAUUUCUUUAUUAAAAAGAAAGACUGAUUCCUAGACUGAGUCUCAAGGAGCAUGCUCCUUUUGUUCCAGCAGCAGGUACUGAAUGGAUUUUGUGUAUAUUUUAUGCAAAUGUACCUUCCUCUUUUGUGGCUUACUGCCGCUACUUCACCCAGUGCAUAAAGAGCACCACUUUGCAAAGCCAGGGUUGUAAAUACGUACAUAGUGUGAAUGUCACUGUGCUUUAGUGUGUCUAUGUUGGUACUGUUUGUUCUGUACAAUAAAUACUGAUUUCAUGUACUGUA